AUGUCGAGACCUUCGUGGGCUUUGACGAAACGCCAAAAUGAAGCCAGCCUUAUGCUGCCGCCGCCUCCUCCCAAACGUAUCAAACGACCUUCUUCGGUUUUGGAUGAAGAUGUUUACACCGAAGCUCUAUCCAACAUCAUUGCGAGAGAUUACUUUCCUGGAUUGGUAGAGGCGCGAGUGAAGCAGGAGUACUUAGAGGCUCUAGAUUCAAAGGAUACAGAAUGGAUCGCAACUUCGAAGAAGAAACUCACCGACCUAGUGAUGACACGAGCUCGUGGUCACCCUUGCUCACCUUCGGCCACUGCGACUCCCCGGCCAGUCAACAUCGCACGCCCGGGGGAUACUCCAAUAGCUUGGGGUGGGGACACCCCCAUGUCGAUGAUGUCCACGGCUUCGUCGAAGGCUAUUCAGGCCCCACCCUCCAACGAGAGCUCCCCCGAUAUAUCCAACGUCGGCCUUUUGGACUUCCAAGCAAAAUUUACUAGCGAAGAUAACGAGUCAUUCAAUAAACUACUGGACAAACAGAAUGCCAAGCGUCGAGAAAAGUAUGCUUGGAUCUGGAGCGGCAAUAAGAUCCCCACUGCCCGACAGAUUGCGCAUCGUCGGCGCGAAGAUAAACGGAUUGAGGGUCAGGGAGGCAACCCUGACAAGAAUAAACAGAUCGUCAUCAAAACAAACUUGGAUGCUCGACCGGCGAAACCUGACUCGUGGAGGGUCCGGCCGGAAAAUUCCCUCAUGUUCAUGCCUUCAUCUGUUGAAGACUCAUACGAGAGCAUCCAACAAAAGGCCGACGCAGCUUCUCGGGCCGGAGCUAAGCAGGUAGCUUUUCAUAAUACGCGAUUGCCCGAUGAGAGCCUUCAUGCGUCUACAUCCGAAGGAGCCGCUCCUCCACCUUCGCCAUCCAUGUCGGCCAUUAAGGAUGCUAUUGCAGGACGCCCUCGUGCUACGGAAUCGGAGGUGGGUUAUGAGGGAGGCGAAACGCCUCGAGUGAAUGGAUACGCGUUUGUUGAUGAGGAUGAGCCGGGGCCUGAACAGCCUAUCGCGUCAACAGGGGAAGGCGAUCAAGACGUUUCAUGUGAUGGCCUCCGCUUGCUGGGAAGUGGCGAUGCAACUCCCAAUCCUUUUCAAAUCCGAGAGAACCGGAAACGAGAAGAUCUCCAUCAUCGAAUGGUAGAUCGUGUGGCGCGAACCAAACGAUCAGAAAAGGCUGCACGGGAGACGAGAACACCGAUUGCCACAACACCACGGUCCGCGAGCAUUCCCCGACUAGACUUUAGAUUACGCUCGCCGCACAUGGCUUCCGGGUCAGGAAAGAUGCUCACGCCUGCGGCUCAGAAAUUGCUACACCAAAUGGGCAGUACUCCUCGACCGACGGGAUCAGCGUCCUCAAGUUUACGGAACAUGUGGACACCAACACCGAAGAAACCCAAGUGA
Messenger RNA from Aspergillus tanneri, 1434 nucleotides. RefSeq names its product splicing factor ESS-2 family protein. Gene Ontology annotation, cellular component: catalytic step 2 spliceosome. Bases 1 to 1434 code for a protein of 477 amino acids. The record is from RefSeq and is a predicted model, not a curated record. The transcript has a single exon. Lineage: Eukaryota; Fungi; Ascomycota; Eurotiomycetes; Eurotiales; Aspergillaceae.